CUGUCAAUGAUUUCAAGGUCUUGGUGUUUGAACAUGUAGGAAAAUGGAGCUGUUUGUUGUGUUUCUGUUCCUUCUUUAUGCAUCUCGGGAGUCUUUGACUGUAAAAGUGGAGGUUUAUAAGGGAGAACAGUCUGUCGUUCUGCCCUGCCAGUACAGCCAAGUAUUAGAAGAGAUUCUCACAGUGAAAUGGAGCCGCUAUGAUCUCAAUCCCAAUACUGUACAUCAACAGCGAGAAGGAGACGACCUACAUUCACAAAAUCAACUUUUCAAAGGACGAACAUCAAUAACGCCUCAUUCUCUAGAUUCUGGCGACUUCAGCCUCACUUUGAAAAAACCCCAACUUUCUGACAGCGGGAUCUAUAUCUGCAGUAUCACUGAUGAUGAAGGAGAAAAAAAGCUAUCAGACGUGCAGCUCCAUGUCAAAGUUUUGCUCCCAGCCUCUAAGGAUGCUUUGACCGUAAAGGUGGAGGUUCAGUGGGCCCAAUUUGUUGUGCUUCCCUGUCAGUACCAUCAAGUAUUGGAAGAGAUUGUUACAGUGAAAUGGAGCCGCUAUGAUCUUAAUCCCAACACUGUCCAUCAAAGACGAGAAGGAGACGACCUACGUGGACAAAAUCAGAUUUUCAAUGGACGAACAUCAAUGAGAGCCGAUGCUCUGGCCUCUGGUGACUUCAGCCUCACUCUUAAUGAACCCCCAGUCUCCGAUAGUGGGAAUUACACCUGCACCAUCAUUAAUGAAGAAGAAGAAAUUAAGCUGUCAGAAGUUCAGCUGGAUGUCAAAGCAAUUCCAACUUGGGUUAGAGUUCUGCUGGUUCUGCUGGUUUUGCUGGUUCUUACCAUUUUUGUGAGCCUUUUUUUUAAAUUCCGACAAUAUUUAAUGUCAGAAAUUUCUACUCGGGCCAGAAUCCUCUUGGUCCUACUGGCUUUGCUGGUUCUUGUUCUUGUUUCCGGGGCCCUUUUAUUCUAUUUCCAACAUAAAUUUGAGUCAAAAAUUCCAACUUUGGCGUUAGGUGUCCUGUUUCUGCUGUUGUUUCUCACUAUCAAUGUGAGCAAUUUGUUCCAUUUUCGACAACGAUACAUAUCAAAAAUUUCAUUUUGGACCAGAAUUCUCCUGAUUGUGCGGGUUUUCCUGGUUCUGCUGGGUCCUGCUGUUUCUGUGGGCUGGUUUAUUGAUUUUAUACCAGGCAAGUCCCUUUUUAUGACAGUAUUAAUGCUAAUCUCUGGCAUGCUGAGUGUUCAAUGUUAUGACUGUAAGAAACUGAAUCCACAUCAAUAUGCUUUUGAUGUGGGUUCACAUCAAAACCCACUUUAAUAACUUAAUAUUUCUUUUUUUUAUUUCAUAGGAAUAUAUUUAACAUUUUUAGGAAUUGCUGUUGUUGUGAUGGCUGUUCUUGCUAUUUGUGCUGAAAUUGUAUUUCAUUUCAAAGACUAUUUGCUACCAGGUGAGUCUCUUCUACAGUAUAACUUUAAAUAGAGCAGUCUUCUCAGAGUCGAAAUAAAAAAAGCUCCUGCAAAAAAAGACUGUUCAACAAACAUUUUCAAAUUGUGCUUCAUUAGGCUUUAGAUCAGGCCUAAAAAAAAUCCAGCCCAGCUCAAGCACAUAGGUAUUGUGUUAAUUAAGUUACAGGCCCAAGCCAGAAGUAAUAUUUAUAAUGAACCUCUUACUGCCUUCAUUUUUAGAACACCAUUUGACAAAGCAGUGUAACUUCUCCUGUUUUUAGCUUUUAUUCAAUAAACUUUCAAAUCACACUUCACCUUCAGUCCAAAAUACCAUGAAUUCCUCUACAACUUCUUCACCUACAGUUUUCAACAUAAAUGGGACUUUUACAUGACACUUGAGGUGAUGAAUAUCUUUGCUUUUAUUUUGCCUGGCAGCGUAUGUAUCACAUUUACUGAUGGUCUGUAAACAUCCCAAGUGUAGAAAUGACAAUAUUUCACAUUUUAAAAAAUCUUAUCACUAAUCUUCUUUGCAUUUUCUUUUCAGUAACCAUUUACAAUUUCUAGCCAGUAAUUAAUUGAAUUAAUCACUUUCUCUAUGAUGCCUGACCUCAGUCAGUUUCCUGUAAAUACUGAAAUUCAAUUAACUACAUUAAUAAAGUUGGAUACUGUCAUGUCAUUUUCUCUUAGUUAUUUUUCUUCUUUUGACUCAGUCACCAGAAAAUUUGUAAGUGGGUUCUGAAAAUUCUUAUUUAUGUGUUCUGAUUUCAAAUAUUUACUUAGAGUUAGUAAAAGUAAUAAUGUCUUAGUCUACUAAAAUUAAAAACAUAUGAAGCCUUGUUUACUGAUUGGUCAAAUUGUUUUAUAUUAUUAGACAAACUUCAGGAACAUGUCAAAACAGAGUAAUGGAUGCCUUUUCUCUGCUUUUUGUUAUUAAACAUGACGUAGCUGUGAUGAACGUAACUGGUCUAUGGUGGGUCGAAUUGGAAUCAAUCCACGUGCUGCACCUGAAGUCUUAUAAAAGUCGUUAAAGGUUCAACCUGCUACUGCUUUAGCGCCAUCUACACGUGUAGUAAACUCUAGCAAGGCGCCAUCUAGCGUCCAAAACGUAUAACACCAAAAACACCUCUAGCGUCGCUUAUCAAACCAAAAGUAGUUUAUUCUCGGAAGUUCGCAACAAAUGCAGAACAAAGAUGAAUUACACAUAGACAAAAAUCAUUUUAAAAAUAACAUCCGUUAUAGAAAACCUUUUAAAUUACAUAACAGUGAUGAUUAUUAUUGAAAAAGUUGAGUUUUUAAGUGAAAAUGAGCCUUAGAAAAUCCACUACAAAUAUUUGAGGCAAAUAAUAUAUUUUUGUUUUUGUUUUCCUCAUUCAAAUGUUCAGCAAAUUCACUCUUUAGCUAACAUAUCCAGAAUGUCUUUAUCCUUUACUUGAUUUAUAAAAUGAAGAUUAUAGUUAAGAAAAUUCUGAACUUAUGAAAAAAGUCUGUCACUGAAAUGCAUCACAUCACAAUUUCACCACUCCUGGGACUAACUACAUUUCCAAACAGUCUUUUCUCCGGAAGUUGCAGUCAAUGCUCCACAACAGGCUACAACUAUUAGCUGUGCUUACUUUCUAUUAACUUCCCUGGUGUUAUGAUUUAGUGACGAUACUGUUUGCUUCAAUAAAGUUAAAAUUGAUCCAUACAUCAAUUAAUUUAGUUUUUUUCUUAUAUUUCUUUCUUUGCGCUUGAGAAAAGGUUCCUUAGAUCAGUGUUAGCCAGGAUUGUUGCCAGCCUUUUGGAUGACAAAUUACAAUUCACAUUUUGUGUCUGUUGCAAACCCCUAAAAAUAACAGAAAAGUUCUGAUUUAACAGGGGGGAAACUAACCGACAGAAUCAUAACGUUUAUUGUUUGUUUCUUUAUUUUUAAUGAGAACGAUGUAAUAGGACGAGAUGAUUAAAACGAAAAACUCUUCAGUAUGGAGAGGUUUUGCACCUAAAGAUGAACAGAUUAUAGAUUAACAGAGUAAAUCUGAACACCGUUCAGCCGAACGGUGUUCAAAUUUACUCUGAACACUGCUGUUCAGGGUAAAUCGUUUUGAAGCAGAACAGAUGUAAAGGCUGAACUGAAAGACUUUGACUUUAGUAGUCACUAUUUACUAAAGUCUGCUGCUUGCAGCAUAUUUUAUGCUGGUUUAAAAGCGAACUAUGCAUGCCACGUACAUUUCAGGGAGGACUGGUUUGACUGACAUUUCCGCAGUGGAAACUGGAUUGAGCGCAGAUUAUCACCUGCCCUGUUGGAACCUUCCUCUUGCGGUUCUUUCUUCACUCCGCGCAAAUUGUAAGCGUUUUUUUAAUUAAACAACCUUAACUUGUCUUAUAAGGCUAUUACUGUCUAAUGUAGCCAUGCAGGUGACAACAAUGAUAUUGCAAGUAGUACUACCUCUCUCUCUCUCUCUCUCUCUCUCUCUCUCUCUCUCUCUCUCUCUCUCUCUCUCUCUCUCUGUCUCUCUUUCUCUCUCUCGAUUGACAAGGUGAACAGCGUCGUUGAGAGGGGAUUUGUUUUGAGAAAAAUGCAAACUACUGUUUUCCCUGUAAUGAUAAAAAGAUCAUCCUGUCUAAUUUGCCACCUUUCAUCAGCGAUGAUGUGUUGCUGAAGGAAUUAAUGUCACGUCACGGUCAGAUCGUGUCGACAAUGAAAAUGAAAAUGCUCCCGUCGGGUUGCAAAUCAGCAAAGUUGAAACACUUUUAAAAUUUUACCCCAAAGUCUUUAUUGCUUUGUAAUUUUCUUAAGAAUGGUCCCAUUUCCAAAUAGGGUGUGAGACUGACAUGUGGUCCAUCCCCCCCUUUCUGUUUGCUGCAGUGAGGUCCUUCUCCUAAAAUCUGACACCGCUACUUUUUGUGAAGAAGGAAGUUGCGCUGGUCUUCUUCAGAGGUUUUUGUCGAUUCCCUCAGUAGUUCUUGGUGCACCUCCACAACAGGCAUUUGGGGGGAGGAGCACAGUGUGAAUGCCAACUACAGUUAUGAAAAUGAAAGAAAUGUUACAAUUUUAGUCCCCAAUCGAACCGAGUCUACUGGACUAUCCAGUGUGAAAACAACCUUAAGCUAUGGAUUUGUGAAUG
Molecule: messenger RNA, 4538 nt
Organism: Xiphophorus maculatus (southern platyfish)
Lineage: Eukaryota; Metazoa; Chordata; Actinopteri; Cyprinodontiformes; Poeciliidae
Exons: 7
Coding region: 44-1309 (421 amino acids)
Biological process (GO): cell surface receptor signaling pathway; positive regulation of T cell proliferation; cellular response to lipopolysaccharide
Cellular component (GO): external side of plasma membrane
Source: RefSeq, a predicted model, not a curated record